Molecule: messenger RNA, 855 nt
Organism: Coffea arabica (coffee)
Lineage: Eukaryota; Viridiplantae; Streptophyta; Magnoliopsida; Gentianales; Rubiaceae
Source: RefSeq, a predicted model, not a curated record
AUGAGGGCUGUUAUGGAUCAUUCUUUCUCUGAAUUCUUACUGCGGAUAGGUGAGGGACGCGAACCAGAAGACGAAGAUGGCAAAAUAUCUUUAUGUAAGGAUAUGACAAUCCCUUAUGAUGGAAAGGAGGCUUCUCUUAAUAGGUUAAUCGAAUCUAUUUUUGGUGAUCUAAAUGUGUAUUCUUCGAAUCCAUAUCAGAUGAUUAAUCGGUGUAUUCUAUCAGGAACAAAUAAUGCUGUUGAUGAUGUUAACCAGCUCAUUAUUGAUAGAUUUCCUAGAGAUCCGCAUACUUAUGUAAGUUCUGACAGAACUCUUAACGAAAGAGAUCAAGGAGACUAUGAAGACUUUCUCAAUUCUUUAAAUCCAAAGGGGUUACCACCUCAUAAGUUGAUCUUGAAAGAGAACUGUCCAAUUAUUCUGCUCAGAAACUUGAACCCAAUGGAGGGCCUUUGUAAUGGUACCAGGCUUAUAUGUAGAGAGCUGCGCCACAACACUAUUUGUGCAGAGAUUGCAGUGGGUCAAUACCGUGGUAAAAGAGUCUUCCUGCCAAAGAUUCCUCUCCAAACUUCUGACAGCGAAAAGAAUGGCAUCCCCUUUAAGAGAACUCAAUUUCCUGUCAAGUUAUGUUUUGCAAUGACGAUUAACAAGUCUCAGGGGCAAACUCUGGAUUAUGUAGGGAUUUAUUUGCGCGAGCCUGUUUUCUCUCACGGCCAGUUAUACGUUGCCAUUUCUCGUGCAAAAAGUUCAUCUGCAGUUAAAGCACUGAUAGUUCCAGCAACAUAUCGCGGCGUAGUUACUGAGUGCAAAACUAGAAAUGUUGUCUUUCAUGAAGUUCUUGAAUUAGCUAGACAGUAG